AUGAGCAUUUUAUACAGUUACGGCUUCACAUUUGGCGACGUCAAAAAAUUGUUAUCCGGUGAUCAAAGAAGAUACUGCCGUAACCUGUACGCGCAAUUACAAAACGUACUAAAAUCGCAAUAUUUCACCAAAUUAUUUGAGGAAUGUGACAACUUCAUUUGGACUAUCAGACAACCCUUCUCCUACCUUGUCCUUACCCUCUGGCUCCUCUCUUUCCUGUACCUCAUCCACAUCAUGGUCAUCCGCCUAGACCUCCUCCACAUCAAAUCGCAUCUACAUAGUCCCUCGAGUCAUAGGAUUGCUGCUCAAUCACUACUCGCCGCUGCACGUGUUAACAAGCUUAACAGAGUGUUUUACCUGCAGCCAUAA
Messenger RNA from Babesia bigemina, 369 nucleotides. RefSeq lists its product as hypothetical. The record is from RefSeq and is a predicted model, not a curated record. NCBI's taxonomy places the organism in Eukaryota, Apicomplexa, Aconoidasida, Piroplasmida, Babesiidae. The coding region runs from base 1 to 369 and encodes 122 amino acids. The transcript has a single exon.